Cladophialophora immunda is the source of this 1220-nucleotide messenger RNA. RefSeq lists its product as uncharacterized. Gene Ontology annotation, biological process: nucleocytoplasmic transport. The record is from RefSeq and is a predicted model, not a curated record. Gene Ontology annotation, molecular function: GTPase activator activity. The transcript is spliced from 4 exons. Gene Ontology annotation, cellular component: cytoplasm; nuclear pore. The coding region runs from base 134 to 946 and encodes 270 amino acids. NCBI's taxonomy places the organism in Eukaryota, Fungi, Ascomycota, Eurotiomycetes, Chaetothyriales, Herpotrichiellaceae.
AUUUUAGUGUGGGGUGCCAACAAACACCUGCAAUCGCCUCCAUCUACAGACGUCUACCCUUCAAAUCGCGUCGGCUCUUUUCGAGUAUUCCCAACUCUACAGCCACAUCUCGCCGUCCGCAUACCUCGCAAAUAUGGCCGACUCCGGUGAUGCCAAACCGACUCCCUCGGCGGAUCAAACUGCCUCGUCCGACUUGAGACCUGCCGAACAAGAGACUAAUCUCGUGACGAAUCCUCUGGGUAAUCCUGCGUCUGAAGGUCCUGCAAGUGAUGAUACCAAAUCUACCACCUACACCGAAACUGCUGCCAAAGCCGCCAGUAGCGCCGCGAGUACUGCCAGCGCAGCCGCAACAGGUGUCAAGGACUCCGUCUUUUCCAUGUUUGGUGGCGGUGCCAAAAAAGAGCGCAAAGUUGAAGAAGAUGACAAUGCAAAGGACGAACCCAGCGGCAGUUCCAAAGCCCAGAAGAAGGAGGAUGAAGACGAGGACAAGGCCGAAGAGGAGGAAGCAGACGUCGAGUUUGAACCCGUAGUCCGACUGACCGAGAAAGUCGAGACAAAAACCAAUGAGGAGAUGGAGGAACAGGUCUUCAAGAUGCGGGCCAAACUCUUCAAGUUCGACCGGGACUCGAGGGAGUGGAAGGAAAGAGGCACUGGCGAUGUUCGACUACUCAAGCAUAAGGAAAAUGGCAAGACGCGAUUGGUUAUGCGCCGAGACAAGACUCUCAAGGUUUGCGCAAAUCACUAUGUCACCCCUGACAUGAAACUUUCACCAAACGUGGGUAGCGAUCGUAGCUGGGUCUGGAAUGUUGCAGCAGAUGUCAGCGAAGGCGAGCCAGAGGCCCAGACCCUGGCGAUUCGGUUCGGAAACAGCGAGAAUGCGAACCUCUUCAAGGAAGCGUUCAUUAAGGCCCAGCAAGACAACGAAUCCCUGUUCCAGAAAUCAUGAUGCAUUAAAGAACAGCAAAGCGUGGGGUAUGUGAAGAUUGAUCCAGCAUGGAGUCUGCAACCACCAACAGGCAAGGCAAUACAGAGCAACGCAGAUGAAAGAAUGACGCAACUCGUGGUUUGACCUGGACUAUGAUACCAUCGUACCGCCUGAGAUUAGAUAGAGACGAAGCCAGUCCAACGGCCGGCCUUGACAAGAAUGAAUGGAGAUGCGAGGAUUCCACAAAGACUUGGUCGUUGUGCCUCUCAUGAAUUAAUCGGUAACUGACAAUCCC